UCGCCCACAAAGAUGGUUAAUAAAGAUCAGUUUCUACUUAUAAUCAUUCAAAGCUCAUUCCUGUUCCAAUCAACAUCUUUUACAUUUGUUUUUAGUUUACUCUUGGAUUAAAAACAUGAUGUUGUUAAUUUUAUUUGUGAUUGGAUCAGCAAUAGCUGAAGACUACAUCCACGAUCCAAUUCAAUACCAAUCACAAGGCAACCAAGGAUCCUACAAUUUUGGAUAUGAUACUGGUUUAUACGGUUCUCAUCAAUUUCAUCACGAAACAAAAGAUGAUAAUGGUUUAGUUCGUGGUAAAUAUGGUUAUACCGAUCCUAAUGGGAAAUUGCGUUUAGUCCAUUAUACAUCAGGUCCCAAUGGCUAUCAAGUUUACCCUGAUUCACCAGUAAACAGCGUUCCAGUGGCCUCUCCAUCAGCUCAAGUGAGCAAAGUUUCUUCGAGGAUUACCUAUCCAGUAUCUAAAGUUGCGCCCAUAAAAUCAGCUAGACAAAUCGUUGUACCUCUGCCACCAGCCAAAACUGUCCAACGAGAACAUGUAGUUACCAAGACACACUUUAGUCCGGCUGAUACCUUUCGCGCUCGUUACACAAGUGGAUCAUUCAAAGGAGCCAAACGGGCAGAGGUUAAAGGAGGCUCUGUAGUUGUUGAAGAAUUACAACAACAACAAUCAUCACCAGUUGUAGCAGUUAAAUCACUAUCUAUUAAGAGUGCCAACCGUCCAAUACCGAUUACACCAGCUCAAUACAGAUCCAAAUAUCCUCCAGCUGGGCGAUACAGUCGUUGUUACUGUGAAUAGAUUAUAUUUUGUGAUGAUUUUACAUUUAUGGAUUCACGGACUUACCAUUUAUAUUUUUGAUGACUCUUUGAUCUGAAUAGUGAGGAAACAUGACCAAUAAGCAACUUAUAACUCCAACAAUCAUUUUAGUUUUCCUGCAAAUUGAUACUCAACCAGUCCCAAUCUCCAUCUAAUCAAAUUUAUUUCUCGGCCAAUGCGAUCUGUCUACGGAUUUUGGCAAUAAUCAAUCUUAAUUCAAUAACUUGAAUCUGAAUAUCGCAAUUUUUGUUCAUUGUAAAGUGAUGUUUAACUUUUCAAGCUUUUGUAUUUGUCUAAAGUGAAUAAACUAAAAUGAAAGAUUUAUUUCAAC
Tetranychus urticae (two-spotted spider mite) is the source of this 1145-nucleotide messenger RNA. RefSeq lists its product as uncharacterized. The record is from RefSeq and is a predicted model, not a curated record. NCBI's taxonomy places the organism in Eukaryota, Metazoa, Arthropoda, Arachnida, Trombidiformes, Tetranychidae. Gene Ontology annotation, cellular component: chitin-based extracellular matrix. Gene Ontology annotation, molecular function: structural constituent of chitin-based larval cuticle.